AUGACAUUAUGGCCACUGGAGGUUCUUCUGAAGCUGACAGUGCAUGGGUUUAUUGAGCCACAUAACAACAUGGAAGUCAUGGGCUUUCUCAAUGCAGUAUUUGAGAGACUAACGCAGUUCUUGGAAUGCUGUCAGCAAGUUGGACCAGGCAGCCUUUAGAAGCUUGAGAAGACCAUCAUUUUGUACACCAAAGUUCUGCUGGACUUCCUGGAAUGUCACACAUGACCUUUCAUCCCCCUCAUUCAGCGCUCACUGGAGUUAUUCGUCAGCUACCUGUUCACAGAGGCCGGGGAGGGGGUUGUUUUCGAGCACUUUAUUGUACAGUGCAUGAACCUCAUCAAGAUGAUCAUCAAAAACGAUGCCUACAAACCUGUCCAGAACACUGAAGGGAGUAAACCAGAGAACCUGGAGGCACAUAAAAUAAAGGCUGCAUUCUUUACACAACAAACACUGACAGAGAUUGGCAGAAGACUGGUUUCCAAAUACUUUCUGCUGACAGAGGAAGAGCUAACCAUGUGGGAAGAGGAUCCUGAGAGUUUUGCCCGAUUUUUACGGCACAUGGACAUCGGAGCAACCGGUGUUCGUGUCUACCAUCGUCAGACACUGUUAAAUUAUAAGAAUCAUGCAACAAACAAGCUGCACGAUGAUCUGCUGGAGAAGCUACGUGAUCUCAGCUUGCUGCGGGGACCAGGCCUCCAGUCCUUGGCAUGGCAUGAUGCCGGGGGAGGGGAGGCUGCCACCAAUGGCUGCUCCACCAACUUGGAGGAAUACACAGCAUCAGUGACCAGCUACAUCAGCAAGUGCAUCGAUGGCGUCACUCUCUCCAAGACCAUCACCACACGCUCCAACCAGAAGCCGUGGAUACUGACAGCGGCCACACGCUGGCGCAUAUGGCAGGGCAUCCAGGCCAUCACCAAUUACAGGACUACAUCACCUGCCUUUGACAGUGAUGCCUCCCUUCCAGAUGCGCUGAACGACUUCUACACUCGGUUUGAGGCGCAGAAUGACGUGGCAGCGAGGAAGACCACCCCUCCUCCCAACGACCAGGUUCUAUGUCUUACCACAGCUGAUGUGAGGAAAACUCUACAUAGAGUCAACCCACGGAAGGCUGCUGGACCAGACAACAUUCCUGGCAGAGUGCUCAGAGGAUGUGCAUACCAGCUGGCAGAUGUUCUUACUGACAUCUUCAACAUCUCCCUGAGCAGCACCGUCAUUUCUAAUGUGCUUCAAGGCCACCACCAUCGUCCCCGUGCCGAAGAAGUCUUCAGUGUCCUGCCUCAACAACUACCGUCCCAUUGCACUCACACCCAUCAUCAUGAAGUGCUUCAAGAGGCUCAUCAUGAGGCACAUCAAGACCCAGCUGCCCCCCUCACUGGACCCCCUGCAGUUCGCCCAAGCACAGAAGUGUUGUUCCUGGACAAAUUCAGUCAAACCUUGACACCAGUGCUCCUGGAGAUGGUGCAGAAUCUUCAAGGUCCCAGUAAUGUGGAGGACCCCGUGCAAAUGCUAAUGAAGGAUGCAGUGUACAGUGCUGUUGGGUUAGCAGCAUAUGAAUUAUUUGACAACAUGAACUUAGAACAGUGGUUCAAGAACCAACUCCUAGAGGAGCUACAAUUCAACCACAACAGGUACCAGUUGAUCAGAAGACAAGUCAUCUGGCUGAUUGGACAGUUCAAACCAGAACUGCGGCCCCUGCUCUACAAGAUUAUUCUCAGUCUCAUGCAGAGAUGAUUCACUGACCUUGUGGUGAGUUGCAUUGAAACAGCCACAACACUAAUGUUGGCCGUUGAUGACUUCGAGUUCAGAACAGAGCAGUUCUUAUUGUACUUGGAAUCUAUAUUCAGUUUGUUGUUAAAGCUGUUGUAACAGGACAACGAAUGUGUUUCUAAAAUGCAAGUGCUCCAUGUUAUCUCUUGUGUCAUCGAGUGAGUCAGCAUUUAGGGCCUGGGAGCAGAGAGCAAGAAUCUAUAUCCCUUCCUCCUACCUGUUAUCCAGCUCAGCACAGAUGUUUCACAGCCUCCUCAUGUUUACCUGCUGGAAGAUGGUCUGAAACUCUGGUUUUUGACAUUAGAGAACAGUCCCGCCAUCACCCCUGAGCUUCUAAGAAUCUUCCAGAAUAUGUCUGCCCUACUUGAGCUGAGCUCAGAUAAUGUGUGAACGUGCUUGCAGAUCAUCAAUGCCAACAUUUAUCUCUCACCUACAGAGUUCUUACAUAACUAUGCUGAAGCCCUCUGCAGAUCUUUCUCUGAGGUGCUGGGAGACAUCACCAAUAAAGGGCAAGUCUGUGUUUUAAAGGUGGUUGAAAUUGCCAUAAAAGUCAGUCCUAUAUUUAGCUCUCAUAUGUUCCAGCCUCUUCUGCCAGCUGUGUUAGUGGGGAUUGUUGAUGACGAAAGGUAUCCUGUGGUCAUGUCUACAUACCUGGGCAUGACAGGAUGGAAUCUUCUACAGAAUUCUAUUUUUUUUUCAGCCUCAGUUACUACAAUAGCUAUGCAAUGCACACAGGAACACCACCAGCUCUUGGGUAAUAUGAUUGAGAUGUGGGUGGACCACAUGGAUAACAUCACCCAGCCAGAGAGGAGAAAGUUCUCUGCCCUGGCUCUCCUGUCUCUUUUACCUUCUGAAAACAGCGUGAUCCAGGACAAGUUCUGUGGGAUCAUUAACAUCAGCAUGGAGGCACUGCACGAUGUUAUGACAGAAGACCCUGAGACUGCCACUUUCAAAGAUUGCAUGCUGAUGAGCCACUUCGAAGAGUCAAAGCCAGAUGAUGAGGAACCCCCAACAGAACAGGACAAGUGGAGAAAACUGGUGACUAUAGAAAGACCUGUGCACAGUGUCUCUCUUCAGCAGUUUGUCUAUGAGAAGCUGAAGGCACAGCAGAUGCUGAUGGGCGACCAAAGCUUCCAGGCUCUCAUGGAGACAGUGGACACAGAGAUUGUGUGACAGCUGCAAGAAUUUCUCCAAGGCAUGUGA
This is a messenger RNA of Myxocyprinus asiaticus (Chinese sucker), 2970 nucleotides long. It is a transcript of the gene ipo11, whose product is annotated as importin 11. Gene Ontology annotation, cellular component: nuclear envelope; cytosol. NCBI's taxonomy places the organism in Eukaryota, Metazoa, Chordata, Actinopteri, Cypriniformes, Catostomidae. Gene Ontology annotation, biological process: protein import into nucleus. The record is from RefSeq and is a predicted model, not a curated record.